Messenger RNA from Clunio marinus, 1459 nucleotides. The record is from the annotation of a GenBank genome assembly. NCBI's taxonomy places the organism in Eukaryota, Metazoa, Arthropoda, Insecta, Diptera, Chironomidae.
AGUUUGAAAACGGUUGCCGACCUACAAGUGCCGAUAUACGAUCGCGCGUUAAGUAUUUUCACUUUGUGUGGUGCGCUCUGUUAUGAGAUUGAUGGUGAACUACUCGCUUCGAAGAAUGAGUUUAAUUUAGUGGAUUUGCUUUGUGUGCUGGGAAAGAAAUUGACAACAAUAAUUAGAUUAAAGCAAAUUAAAGAUCAUUUUGAAAUAAAAUAAAAUGAGUGACAAACUUAGAAAACUUCUCCUAUUUGGACUAUUUCUUUUAUUUUUAAACGUAUGCAAAGCCGUUAAAAUAAACAGCAUUACAGUGCCUCAACGCUAUGAAAUAAAAGAUGACACAGAACCAUUGAUUUUUAAUUGUGAUUUUACGGUUAGCGAUGCUGAUACAGGAUUUGUACUUAAAUGGUUACAUAACAAUAUAGCGAUAUACCAAUGGAUUCCAUCGAAACAUCCUUUUGGAUUGGGUCAUUUUAAAGGGCGAGUAGAUUUGAACUACACAUUGCCGACAAAUGAUCGGUUAAAAAAACACAGUGCCUUAGUCAUAACAAAGCCUUUAUUAACUGAUAGCGGGAACUACACGUGUAGUGUACAAACGUUUCAAGGAGCUGAUAGGAAAACAGAUGAAAUUCAAAUUAUUGAUCCGGAAGAUUCGAUAGAUUUAUCAUAUCAAUUUGAGGCUGAUGGAAUGGUUAAAUUAAAAUGUUCUGUUUAUAACAUUUAUCCAGUACCAGAAGUUGAUUUUCUAUUAGACAAUAAAGAGCUAAAUUCGGCCAAUGACAAAGACGUUCAACAAGAUACUGAACUUUUCAAUAUCACUGUUACAACGGUUCUAAAUAAAACUGAAAUUGUUGAUGAUUCACCAAUGACAUGUGUCGUGAAAAUACCAAAUACUGACUACAUAAAACAAGAACACAAAAUUUAUGAUGACCCAAACAAACCAGCAGCAACUAAAACUUCUAUUCUUGGAUUAACAAAGCUCGAACAAUCAGACGCAGCUUCUAAUGAAAAUAAUGCAGAAGGAAUCAGAUUGUCUUCUACCGCAAUGUUUUCGUCGCUGUUACUUGUAGUUGCUACUUUCGCACGUUUUUAAAACUGAAUUUUGUUUUUCUUUUCUUGUACAACGAAGGAUCGGUGUAAUAAUUAAUGUGGAAAGUCAAAGUUAAUAUUGAUUUUAUGCAUAAAUUUUCAAUUAACAAACCCUUAUGCCAAAAAUUACGUAUAUUACUUACCAUAGUUUAUUUAUUGUGAGCCAAAGUAGAUUCAUUAAAAUAAACUUAUUUGUCGAAGCUUUAAAUAAGCAUUUAAGGAAAGCUUAAAAAACGGUUUCAGAAAUGAUAUAUUUGUCGAAGUAACAUAUAUGUAAAUUAUGUGUAAUCCUUUAAUUUCUAACAGAUAAUGUAAUUAAUAAUUGCAAUUUGUUGCAAUUCAAAAUAAAUGUUAUUUUUGUUCAUAAUCAAAUUAA